This is a messenger RNA of Acaromyces ingoldii, 879 nucleotides long. RefSeq lists its product as hypothetical. The transcript has 4 exons. Lineage: Eukaryota; Fungi; Basidiomycota; Exobasidiomycetes; Exobasidiales; Cryptobasidiaceae. The record is from RefSeq and is a predicted model, not a curated record. Gene Ontology annotation, molecular function: catalytic activity. The coding region runs from base 1 to 879 and encodes 292 amino acids.
AUGAAGCAAACGUACUCGGAGCCACCCAAGGACGGCCGGGAGGCGCUGCAGCGGCUCCGAGACACGCUCGACGCGGGCGGGUGCAUCUUUGGUGCAGGCGCCGGCAUCGGUCUCUCUGCCAAGUUUCUCGAAAAGGGCGGCGCGGACCUGCUCGUCACCUACAACUCUGGCCGCUUCCGCAUGCAGGGCAGGGGCAGUCUGGCGGGCAUGAUGCCCUACGGCGACGCCAAUGGCAUUGUCCUCGAGCUUGCCAAUGAGAUCCUGCCCAUCGUCGAGCACACGCCCGUGCUCGCGGGCGUCAUGGCGUCGGAUCCCAUGCGCUCGAUCCCGCGCUUCCUGCGCCACCUCGCCUCGCUCGGCUUCGUCGGCGUGCAGAACUUCCCCACCGUCGGGCUCAUCGAUGUCGACAGCCUCUACCGGCGCAACCUCGAGGAGACGGGCAUGGGCUACGACACGGAGGUGGACAUGAUCCGAGAGGCCGUCCAGCUGGGCCUGCUCACGACGCCGUACGCAUUCAACGUCGACGAGGCGCGGCGCAUGGCAGAGGUCGGUGCCGAUGUCGUCGUGGCACACAUGGGCCUCACGACGAGCGGCUCCAUCGGUGCGCAGUCGUCAAAGACGCUCGACGACUGCGUCAAGGAGACGCAAGCGAUCGCCGAUGCCGCGCGCGCCGUCAAGCCAGACGUCAUCGUCCUCGUCCAUGGCGGGCCCGUCGCGGCGCCCGAGGACGCCCAGUACGUGCUGUCGCGCACCAGGGGCGUCCAGGGCUUCUAUGGCGCCAGCAGCGCCGAGCGCCUGCCAGUCGAAAAGGCCCUCUUUGAGCACACGCAAAAGUUCAAGCAAGUCGGGCUUUCGACGACGAAGCAGGAGGGAUCAUGA